Messenger RNA from Hyaena hyaena (striped hyena), 4560 nucleotides. RefSeq names its product atypical chemokine receptor 2 (gene ACKR2). Bases 312 to 1472 code for a protein of 386 amino acids. The transcript is spliced from 4 exons. The record is from RefSeq and is a predicted model, not a curated record. Gene Ontology annotation, molecular function: chemokine binding; scavenger receptor activity; chemokine receptor activity. NCBI's taxonomy places the organism in Eukaryota, Metazoa, Chordata, Mammalia, Carnivora, Hyaenidae. Gene Ontology annotation, biological process: G protein-coupled receptor signaling pathway; chemotaxis; immune response. Gene Ontology annotation, cellular component: membrane.
GAAGCCCAGAGACAGCAGUCGUGUAGCAGCAGCAUUUCAGGGAUUAUGCCCAGGUCACCCUGGUCACUAUAGAGCACAUAUGUUCUAGCAGGAUAUGAAAAGGAAUUUCAAGAAUGAGCCUAGGAGUCUUAUGACAUUCUCUUGACCAUCCCCAUGAUUCUGUGGGGCUCUAGACCAUCCUCGAGGAUACAAGAGUGACAAGCCACAACUACAUCAAAAUUGGUAGCAAACAAGGAGGAGGAAACUGGAAUGAUCCCAUCGACAUUACCAGUUCCCCCAAAGAGCUCCAGAGCUGGGCGUGUCCUCCUAACAUGGCCUCCACCACCUCCCCUCUGCCACCUACCACUAAGGUUGCCAGUUCUGAGAACAGCAGCUCCUUCUAUGACUAUGAGUACUACCUGGACAGCGUGGCCUUCAUGCUCUGCCGGAAGGAUGAGGUGAUGUCCUUUGGCAGGAUCUUCCUGCCAGUCUUCUACAGCCUCAUCUUUGUGCUGGGUUUGGGCGGAAACCUCUUUCUGCUAGUGGUCUUGCUCCGGUACAUGCCUCGCAGGCGGAUGACUGAGGUCUAUCUGCUGAACCUGGCCAUCUCCAACCUCCUGUUUGUGGUGACACUGCCUUUUUGGGGCAUCUCUGUGGCCUGGCAUUGGGUCUUUGGGAGUUUCUUAUGCAAGACGGUGAGCACCCUCUACACCAUCAACUUCUACAGUGGCAUCUUCUUCAUUAGCUGCAUGAGCCUGGACAAGUACCUGGAGAUUGUUCACACUCAGCCCCACCACAGGCUGCGGACCCGGGCCAAAAGCCUGCUCCUGGCUGCCAUGGUAUGGACUGUGGCCCUGGCUGUCUCCAUCCCUGACAUGGUCUUUGUGAAGACACAUGAAAACCCCACGGGCGUGUGGAACUGCUAUGCAGAUUUCGGGGGACAUGGGACCAAGUGGAAGCUCUUCCUCCGUUUCCAGCAGAACCUCCUGGGGUUUCUCCUUCCACUCCUUAUCAUGAUUUUCUUCUACUCCCGCAUUGGCUCUGUGCUGGUCCGGCUGAGGCCCCCAGGCCAGGGCCGGGCUCUCAAGAUAGUCAUAGCCCUGGUGGUGGCCUUCUUUGUGCUGUGGUUCCCAUACAACAUCACCUUGUUUCUGCACUCACUGUUGGACCUGCAAAUCUUUGGGGACUGCAAGGUGAGUCAGCACUUGGACUAUGCACUGCAGGUGACGGAGAGCAUUGCCUUCCUUCACUGCUGCUUCACUCCCAUUCUCUAUGCUUUCUCCAGCCGCCACUUCCGCCAGUACCUAAAGGCUUUCCUCAUCACUGUGCUCCGACGCAACCAGGCACCUUGCCCUGCACAGGCCCCCCUGUCCAGCUGUUCUGAGAGCAGCAGGCUCACUGCCCAAGAAGAAAUGACUGGCAUGAAUGACCUUGGGGAGAGGCAGGCUGAGCACUCCCCCGACAAGAGUGAUACAGGGAAAAAUGAAGCUUGAGUAGCCAUACCACAGUCUGGUGAGAGUGGGUGGGACCCGGCUCAGUUGGGCAUCCACCCAAAGUCGUCUUUUCAAGGGCCUCAUGGACCAUGUUGCCAAACCCAGUGGUCAGUUCUCAGGUCUCAACCAUCAGCAGCAUUUACUUACCCCUGCCUCUUCCUUUCACUUUCUUUAUUGCCUUCCAGGAAACCAUACUCUCUUGCAUGAAUUGCUACAGUAGUGUCCUAACUGACUGACCUUUAUGCUUCUUAUUGUCAUGCUGUGUCCUGUCUUCUAAUCUGCUCCCAGCAGCCAGAAUGAUCACCCACCCUCAGCCAUCACUCCCAUUUGCCUCAGCGUAGCCCAAGGCUUGCCACCCACCAGGGUGCUCUCUUUCCUGUAGCUCAGCUGGGAAAAUAUUGUUGCAAUAUUGUUUAAUGUCAGAGCCUUGAUGGCAGCACCAAGGCUCUGGGGACCCAGGAGGCCUGGCAGUGCCCCACCUGGGGAACUUACCAGAAACGUGAGAGUCAGCAGGUGGGAGGCUAAGUGCACACAGGUUCCUGGCAGCCCAGGAGGAUCUUCCUCCCAGUGCUUCCCAUUCCCCACUCUGGAGCCUUCCAGGGUCACUGGAGCCUGAACAAUCAAGUCUAAAACUUUUGUCUGGCUUCAGGGCUGGAGCUCUCACAUGUGGAAUCCCACACACUGUCUUACCCUUAUACUCUUUCAUUCCUUUUCAUUUCCUGGACACCGGGCACCCCUUGUCUCUUGCACAUUCCCACCUCUGUGUUUUUUGCUGGCCCAUUCUCCUGUGUAACAGGGAUCAUUUUUUGGCCAGCUGUCCCCUCAGCCUUGUUCUCUAGCUCUCUCUCCUAAGGCCCCCAAGUCCCAUGGUUAGGAAGGACUCUGAGCUCCCCUGGUGCCCUGAGAAAUGAAGCUCUGUACCUGAAGGUGGUGAUUCAUCUGAGAAUGUGGGGGUUGGGGUUCUGUUUUAGAGCUCAUAAAAUCUGGCCCACAAGGGACCUCAGUCAUGCCCACAUAGCAGCCUGACUGGUGGGAUACAGCCUGAGCUGUACCAACUGGGUCUAGGUACCCCUAGUCUCUGACAUCAUAUCCAUGAUGCAUAGAUGAGAUGGGUGAGGUAUGCCAGCCAAGGGACACCUAUCAGGGCUUAUCCCCAGCACUGGAAGAUGUGUGUGUGUGUGUGUGUGGUGGGGGGAUGUCGAUGUGCAUCUGUCUGUGUUGCUGUGUGGGUUGUGCAUAGUACAUACAGCUGUCUGUGGAUCUGACAUGAACAUGUCACUGUGUCCCCAUGGGCCUUGUGUCUGUGUGUUCCUAUGUGUCUUUCUUUAGCUGUGUAAGUGUGGGUAUGUGCUCUGCAAACAACAGGUAUAUAAGAAGUGCCCUGAAGCCUGUGCUCAAGGGGGAGGGGAAGGACUGGUCACCGGUGACCCAUCGAUCCCUUUCACUGUCCUAGUUGCCAUGUACUGCAGCUGACCAUAGCGAGGGCUCUGACUACAGCACAGAAGGCACUGGUCAGGGAGCGAGUUGGAGCUGGGCUCUCAGAGCCCAGGCCAGGCCAGAGACCUCUUCAUCCCGACCUUACUUCCCAGCCUGGACCUCGGUUCCUCCUGCUGCUCUCCGUCUGCUGACCCACAGGCCUGGCUCGCUGGCUACACUGCUCACAUCUUUCCAGGAAAGCUCCCAGGAUUCUCUUGGUCCUCAGACUCUGCGACAAGAUGGACUCCUCCCCUGGCUGGCCCAGGGAGAGGGACAGGCAUGGCUCUGCCUCUACCCUGUGAAAUGUGGUUUGAGGGUUUACAGCUGUUACUGCCUAUGGGGAAAAAUGUUUUUUUUCUUUCCCAGGUGCCUGCAAUUCCACCAUUGGCAUGCCAUCCCUGAUCUUGCUUUGUUACAAGCUGUCCUCAGAGGAUAUACAUAGUGGGCUUUUCUUUGAAGGACAGAAAAUUUGGUGCAGAAGUGAGGAUUUGGGGGUCAGGAUUGUUGUGUCAGGACAGGCAGUGACUAGAUGUAUCCUUAGGGGUCUCAGUCUUCCUACUGCCUCAAGGCCCUCGCAGAGAGUGUGUCCAGUCCCCAUGCAAGGGGCGUGGGACUACAGGUGCUAUGGGCCCCUCCUGUGCCCGCAGGUGGGCAGUGGCCUCUACAUGCACACUCUAAUCCUGGGAUCUCACUGCUUCCGGGGAGGCCUGUUAGGGUGGAUGUCCAUGACUGUGGCACUGUAUACUGCCCCUGACCCACUGAGGCUUCCCUUGGUCCCAGGCAUACCCUCAAACAUGGAGUGCCUGGGAGAUCACUCUCAGUUGAGACCUCUUGGUCUUGACUCAAUGGAUUUAGGCCCUCAGUCCUGCCCCCCAGCCUGUUGACAGGCCAGAUUUCUUUGGGUAUAGGGAAAAUGAGGGGGUGUAGCACCUACAUCUGAGCAGUACCCAGGAGGUGUGUGAAGGCCCUGCAUCUUUGCCCAUCCGUAUCUCAAUACCUGCUCUGGCACAGGGCCUGGCUGUGUGGGGAGGUCAUUGAUAAGCUUCCUGCGGUGGCUCCCAGCCUCUCAGGCCCCUUCUCCCUCUCCCAUUCUCCCUGUGUGUCUCUUCUUGUGCUCCUGGCUCCUUGUGGAAUAGGUUAGGAUAUCCUGGCUUCUCCAAGGUAGUCAGAGCUCUGUCAGGCUCCAGACAGAUGUCAUCAUUUUGGGGCAGCUAGACCUUGGCCUCUGUCACAUAGCUAGUAGGGACAGACUCCUGCCUCCAGACCCCAGCCCCUGCCAGAGUUACUCUAAUAGCCUGGUAUCUUGGAAAAACUCAGGGCAGAACAGCCAGCCUCAAAAAAAUGCAAGAGGCCAGUCAUAGAUUUGGGAUAGGUGAGUAGAGAGAAGCCCACUGGGCAUCCUUGCAGGGGGUCUCUGCUGCCUGGCCUCCCUUCUCCAGGACCCUCUGUGGGCUCCCACAGUCACAGUCCCUCCUGUCCCAGCCCCAGCCAGGGCCCUUCCAUCAGCCAGCUGUGGCUCUGGAAGCAGCACUUGGAGCCCUGGUAGGCAUGCCUGGCAGCGGGACUGUCUCCAUGUCAUAUGCCAGGAAGCUGAGUGAGGCCAGGGAGGGGA